Molecule: messenger RNA, 1545 nt
Organism: Fusarium musae
Lineage: Eukaryota; Fungi; Ascomycota; Sordariomycetes; Hypocreales; Nectriaceae
Exons: 4
Coding region: 1-1545 (514 amino acids)
Biological process (GO): positive regulation of transcription by RNA polymerase II
Cellular component (GO): nucleus
Molecular function (GO): DNA-binding transcription factor activity; transcription cis-regulatory region binding
Source: RefSeq, a predicted model, not a curated record
AUGUCGGAGGACAAUGCACGCAAGCGACCGCGUCAACCCGCGUCUGAUCCGCGAUAUCCCAGGAAGAGAAGUCUCAAGGCGUGUCAUGUGUGCAGAGCGCGUAAGACAAAAUUUGACCCUGCGAGUCUUGAGAUUCUGAGACAGUUGGGACAGAUCAUCACUUCGCAAGAUGAAUUGACGCAGACUGUGCGAUCGAUUGUUGCGUCACAGUCUCAUGUCGGUCUUGGUGCUGCUCAGAAUGUUCAUGUCGGCGAGGGUUUGAACUGGGAUGCGGAUCUUCAGUCACAACAGCUGCCUUGCUAUGACUGGUCUGGAGCACAAUCUGACUCCAACUCGACAACCCCGGCAGCAUCAGCCAGCGUCGCUGCAGUUCGAUGGUUCGGCAUCCUUACAAACGAUGCAUCAAACGAAGCUUUGCCAGACACUGAUGCACCGAUGGGUCUUGACGGUGAGCUACUCGACACAUCACCAGAUGGUCAAGCAGACAACGACAUCACGCCAUUGCAGAAAGCAACAAGGAUUAUCGAUACUCAACCGCCGACCCGGGAUGCAGUCAACAAUCAUGCAGCAAAUAGUUCUGAAGAAAGCUUAUGGCAGGCCUCGGAGAGCAUAUCACUCCUCGAUCGAGAACAGACCUUGUUUCAGAACUUUCUGCACCGCAUAUGUUCAUGGCUUGACUUGUUCGACCCAGCUCGGACAUUUUCUACCCGAGUUCCCCAUCUAGCAGUCCGCAACGCAGGUCUUCUCAACGCCAUCCUCGCAUUAUCAUGCUAUCACCAAUCCCUUGACGAAACCAUCCCUUCCAACCAUCGCCCGUCUCAAAAUACCGCUCUACAGUACUACUACCAAACAUUACACUACGUUCAGAAAGCGAUGCGUUAUUCGACGUAUCAGAAUAGUCAGCAACUCAUGGCUACGACGCUUAUGGUCUCAACGUAUGAGAUGCUACGAGGGUCGCGCAAGGAUUGGCAGCAACAUCUCCAAGGAGUCUUUUGGAUCUUGAGAUCGCGCCAGAUUGAGGUUGAGACAUCGAGUCUUGAAAGUACGACGUGGUGGGCUUGGCUACGACAAGAUAUCUGGGUUGCUUUUCGAGAGAAGAGGAGAACAUAUAGCACAUGGAUGCCAAAGAAGGGAUAUGCGGAUCUAGACAGUCAUGAGUUAGCUUCUCGUGCGGUAUGGAUAAUGGCGCAAGUAAUCAACUUCUGCGCCGUUGAUUCAUCUGCUGAGGUAGAAGGGUUGACGGGGAGGAUUGGCUGGGCCAAGGCGCUGAGGAAGAUGUUGGAUGAGUGGCGGUCUCAUUUGACAGUUGAAUUCUCAGCGUUGCCAACCAUGGGAAAUCGGGAGAGUGAAGUGUUUCAGCCACAUUUGAUACAUCCUCAAUGCUUCGACGGCAUCCAAGGCCUUCUCAAGCGCCAGAAGGAGAUCCAAGAGAACAUUAAAAUGGUCUGUGGCAUUGGCAUGACACUUACAGAGGAUGCAUCAAGCAUGCUGUCCUCACAAUGUCUCUUCAUUGGUAGGUCCCCGAUGCAAUGGUUGGACUUGUAG